Mustela erminea (ermine) is the source of this 2518-nucleotide messenger RNA. It is a transcript of the gene ELMO3, whose product is annotated as engulfment and cell motility 3. Gene Ontology annotation, biological process: cell motility; actin filament organization. Lineage: Eukaryota; Metazoa; Chordata; Mammalia; Carnivora; Mustelidae. Bases 232 to 2394 code for a protein of 720 amino acids. The record is from RefSeq and is a predicted model, not a curated record. The transcript has 20 exons.
GGCGGGGCCGGCGCCUACCCACAGGACUCCAACCCGGAACUAAUCUGGUCUCCCUCGGGAAGGCCGCGCGGCCCCUGGCCAGGAGCGGGAAACUGACCCGUCAGUGCGGGCCCCGGGGUCCAAGCUUUGGACAAGGAACGUCCUCGUUUUCGGAGACACCAGACCAGGCGCCCGCCUCGGCUGGAGCUUGGAUGGUCUGGAAACUACAGGCGCCCUCGCCCUGGUUGGACCAUGGCGCCCCCGCGAAACGUGGUGAAGAUCGCGGUCCAGAUGCCUGACGCCAUCCCGCAGCUUAUCCGGCUGGACCAGGCAAAGCCUCUGGCCGCUGUGCUGAAGGAGGUGUGCGACGCGUGGAGCCUGGAUCACUCGGAAUGCUACGCUCUGCAGUUUGCUGAUGGGCACAGGAGAUACAUCACUGAGAACAACCGCGCAGAGAUCAAGAAUGGCAGCAUCCUGUGCCUCAGCACUGCCCCAGACCUUGAGGCUGAGCGGCUUUUGCAUGGGCUGCAGAAUGGGAGUCGUGAAAGGCGCCGCGAAACUCUGCACCACCUCGUCUUGCUGGCCCCAGAUGUGACCUUUGCCCAGGAGGUUAUCAGCCGUGAUGGGCUCCAGAGGCUAGGCACCAUCAUUGAGGAUGGGGAUGACUUAGGAGAGGUGCUGACCCUUGCACUGAGGGCCUUCUUGGAGCUCAUGGAACACGGCAUGGUGUCCUGGGAGACACUCAGCAUCCCCUUUGUUAGGAAGGUGGUGUGCUACGUGAACAUGAACCUGAUGGAUGCAUCUGUGCAGCCCCUGGCCCUCAGGCUGCUAGAGAGUGUGACCUUGAGCAGCCCUGCCCUGGGCCAGCUCGUCAAGAGUGAGGUGCCACUGGAUAGGCUGCUGGUACAUCUACAGGUGAUGAACCAGCAGCUACAAACCAAGGCGAUGGCAUUGCUGACAGCCUUGCUGCAGGGGGCCAGCCCUACUGAACGUAAGCACAUGCUUGACUACCUGUGGCAGAGAAACCUUCGCCAGUUCAUCUAUAAGAACAUCAUCCACAGUGCGACACCAUUGGGCGACGAGAUGGCUCACCAUUUGUAUGUACUGCAGGCCCUUACUUUGGGGCUGCUGGAGCCACGCAUGAGGACACCACUGGACCCCUAUAGCCAGGAACAGCGGGAGCAGCUGCAGGCCCUGCGUCAGGCUGCCUUCCAGUCGGAGGGGGAGUCUCUGGGCAGCGGGCUUAGUGCUGACCGUCGCCGUUCCCUGUGUGCCCGCGAGUUCCGAAAACUGGGCUUUUCCAACAGCAACCCCGCACAGGAUCUAGAGCGUGUGCCCCCCGGCCUGCUGGCGCUGGACAACAUGCUCUACUUCUCCAGACACGCACCCAGCGCCUACAGCCGGUUUGUGCUGGAAAACAGCAGCCGUGAGGACAAGCACGAGUGCCCCUUUGCCCGGAGCAGCAUCCAGCUCACUGUGUUGCUGUGUGAGCUGCUUCGUGUUGGGGAGCCCUGCUCCGAAACUGCCCAGGACUUUUCGCCCAUGUUCUUCAGCCAAGACCAGAGUUUUCAUGAGCUCUUCUGUGUGAGCAUCCAGCUGCUGAAUAAGACCUGGAAGGAGAUGCGAGCCACCCAGGAGGACUUUGACAAGGUUAUGCAGGUGGUGCGGGAGCAGCUGGCCCGCACGCUGGCCCUGAAGCCCAGCUCCCUGGAGCUUUUCCGAACCAAGGUGAAUGCGCUUCCCUAUGGGGAGGUGCUGCGGCUGAGGCAGACAGAGCGGCUGCAUCAGGAGGGCACGCUGGCCCCGCCCAUACUGGAGCUACGGGAGAAGCUGAAGCCAGAGCUCAUGGGCCUGAUCCGCCAGCAGCGUUUGCUCCGCCUCUGUGAGGGGACACUCUUCCGCAAAAUCAGCAGCCGGAGGCGCCAGGACAAGCUGUGGUUCUGCUGCCUGUCCCCCAACCACAAGGUGCUACAGUACGGGGACAUGGAGGAGGGCGCCAGCCCACCCACCCUGGACAGUCUGCCUGAGCAGCUCCCUGUGGCUGAUAUCAAGGCACUGCUAACAGGCAAAGACUGCCCCCACGUCCGGGAGAAGGGUUCAGGGAAGCAGAACAAGGACCUCUGUGAGUUAGCCUUCUCCAUCAGCUAUGACCAUGGGGAGGCAGAGGCGUACCUCAACUUCAUUGCCCCAUCCAAACGGGAGUUCCACCUGUGGACAGAUGGGCUGAGUGCCCUGCUAGGCAGUCCCAUGGGCAGUGAGCAGACUCGGCUGGACCUGGAGCAGCUGCUGACGAUGGAGACCAAGCUGCGGUUGUUGGAGCUGGAGAAUGUGCCUAUUCCCGAGCAGCCUCCUCCCAUCCCCCCGCCCCCCACCAAUUUCAACUUCUGCUAUGACUGCAGCAUCGCUGAACCUUGACAGUGAGGUUGGCUGUGUGCCUCAGCUGCUGGCAUUGGUGGUGGUGAAGGGUGGGGGGUGGAAAAGCCCUGACACCCUGACCAGCAGAGGUUGCAGCAGAAAUAAAGUCUGCUUGACUCCUGGG